Messenger RNA from Cyprinodon variegatus (sheepshead minnow), 2668 nucleotides. It is a transcript of the gene prox2, whose product is annotated as prospero homeobox protein 1-like. NCBI's taxonomy places the organism in Eukaryota, Metazoa, Chordata, Actinopteri, Cyprinodontiformes, Cyprinodontidae. The transcript is spliced from 5 exons. Gene Ontology annotation, cellular component: nucleus. The coding region runs from base 89 to 2107 and encodes 672 amino acids. Gene Ontology annotation, biological process: regulation of transcription by RNA polymerase II. The record is from RefSeq and is a predicted model, not a curated record. Gene Ontology annotation, molecular function: DNA-binding transcription factor activity, RNA polymerase II-specific; RNA polymerase II cis-regulatory region sequence-specific DNA binding.
CGCGCUCUCUGCAGCCUACCUCCAGUCUGCGCAGGCCAUCAGCUCGGCAGCACGUCCCAGCGCAACAGUGUGACGAUCAGCCGUGAACAUGAACCUCAAUCUUCCAGACCAGAACAUGCACAGCUCAAGCGAGGGCUGCCUAGAGGACGACAAACCUGAGGUAAUGUUGCCCUGCUUCCGUAGAAACAUGUUUGAAGAGCCGUUGGCCUCCUUCUCAAACGGAUCCAUCAUCUCUCAGCUCCUCCGCAAGACAAUUCACAACAAAAGGGCGCUGGAUGAUAACCAUUUCUACCUCUCUGGUUCUCUGGCCGCUGCCGACUCUGGCCAAGAGGACCAGAGCAGCAUCUCCUCACAAGACAGCACUGUAGAGGCCGUAUCCCCAAGUGAGUCCGUUGCCGCUGGAGCCAGCCCAGAAGGAGAGCAUCUCUUGGCAGAUCAUCUACAGGCCAAGAGAGCCAGAGUGGAGAACAUCAUUAGGGUCAUGGCUGGUUCUCCCAGCAGUAGGCAGCUCUGUGAGGGUGAGAGGUCUGAUACAGAAGCCAGAGAAAUUAGAGAGGCCAGAGAGUCCUGCAGGGAGAACAAACGUAAGCAAAGGUUGCCUCAGCAUCAGGAGCACAGUACUGCAGGAUGGCAGAUGAACAGAAAACCAGGUAGCAGCAACAAUGACAAGUUCAACACCAAGGAAGAGGAAUGCCACAAGUUAAAGGAACAGCUGCACAGCAUGCAAAUGCUUCUGCGUCAACUCCAGGAAAAGUUCCUACAAGUUUAUAGCCAAGAAGAAACGGUUUAUGAGGCUGGAGAUGCAGCAGGUGUGGAGUCUGAGCAUGAGAUCCUCAAAGAAAGUGCAGACGUGUGCUACGUAAGCUCUGAGGAGCAUCUUGAGGCAAACAACAGUACAGUGACAGCACACUUUAAGGACAGGAUCAAAGCUGCUGAUUAUCAGGCACACCAAAGGAAAAACCCGAACUUCCAGGAAACCCUGAAGCAGGAGCUCUCCAAAGCAGUAAAUGAUUGCAUUGACAGGGUUUUUAAAAAGGCCUCCUCCACAGAUACGGACAUGUCUCCUCAGCAGCGUGUCUGCUCAUCUCCAGAGAUCCAGAUCAGCCUGGUUGCAGACAGGAAGAACACGCCCCCUGAUUACUCCCACGCUGAAGAGACUCCUGUAAAAUCCGGAUCCUCAGAAUAUUGCGAGAGCACCAAGGGUCAAACCUCACAGGACCAGACAGAAGCACUUUCACUGGUCGUCCGCAAGCCCCCAGUGACCCAAGGGAGCUCAGUUACUCCAGCAGUGAAAAGGCCUUACCCCAUGCAUCAAACACCUUUCCAGUUCAGCUACACCCCACCUCUCCACGAGAGCCACAUCCUGGAGCACCUUCUCAAGUAUGGGCCCCAUUCCAAUUUUGGCACACUUCCCUGCAUAGCCCCCUCAAUGGACAGGACCUCCCCGGACUCGGUGGACCUUUCCUGGGAUGCCAUGGCCAUGAGAUCCAAGGUGUCAUCCAGUCACUUCAGCCACCACCAUCGCCCCUCCCCCAUGGGAGCGGUGGCGGUUGAUGGACUGUGUCUGCCCCAUGUGAAGAUGGAGAAUGGCGAACUGCAGAGCCUGGCUGAUAGAAACCCCUACAUGUCUCUCAAUAUCCAGGAAGGCCUCACUCCAAGUCAUCUGAAGAAGGCCAAGCUGAUGUUCUUCUACACCCGCUACCCAAGCUCCAACAUACUGAAAACUUUCUUCCCUGAUGUCAAGUUCAAUCGCUGCAUUACCUCUCAGCUGAUCAAAUGGUUCAGUAACUUCAGAGAGUUUUACUACAUCCAAAUGGAGAAGUUUGCACGCCAGGCCAUCGCUGAAGGCAUCCGCGAUGUCAAAGAAAUUACUGUCAGCAGGGACUCUGAGCUCUUCCGGGCGCUGAACAUGCACUACAACAAGGCCAACGAUUUUCAUGUUCCCGACAGGUUCCUGGAGGUCGCUGAAAUCACCCUGCGUGAGUUUUACAACGCCAUCUCUGCUGCCAAAGACUCAGACUCCUCUUGGAAAAAGGCCAUUUACAAGGUGAUCUGUAAGCUAGACAGCGAAAUCCCAGAGGAGUUCAAGACAUCUUCCUACCUAUAGAUUUGUUUGUUUUUUAAAACUUGUACAGAGGAUUAGGAUUGUGAUUUGUCUUUUGACAGUGUUACUUCAUUUCUUCUGGUAUAAUUUAGUGAGGUGAAAUAUAGAUUAAAGACAUUUUAAAAGAAUUGUAUCCCAAAUGUGAAAUUUUAUGCUCUGCUUUGUUAAAAUUAGAAAAUUAAAUAGAUAUCUUUUUUGUUUUUGAUGGUUUUUGUGUUUGUAGCUGUGUUAAAAAGAAUAGCAAAAAGAUGUAAUCAUUCAUUAUCUAGUUUAUCACCACUCAAUAUGGAUAAUAGUUUGGUUUCUGUUUUAUCCUAAAGAUCUUUAUCUAAAGCAAAGAUACAUGCACUGCUGUUUUUUUUUUUUUUUUGUUGCAUAAUUUAUUAAUGUUCUUUCUGUAUAUUGUUAGCCUGUCUGCUUAGUGUUGUAUUGGUUGAAUGCAAAUUACAUGUGAAGGUAAAAACUCUGUCUUAUAAACAAUCAUAUUUCACAAAGAGGAUGAUUGCUACAAUUAAAGAUGCACUAAAUUAUAAAGAAAUAAAAGUCUGUGGUUUUAUUUAAAAA